GCUCGUCCGGCCACCCGACGUACUGAAGUAUGCAGCGCCGCGAGAGUCCAUUCGAGAGGAGGCUGCGGCCGUCAAGGAAGUCUCCACAGGUACCAUGGUCGGCAUAGGCGCGGCAUUGCUCGUCGUCAUGAUAGUGCUGAACUACCUGAUUGGCGGGUCUGAU
Messenger RNA from Symbiodinium necroappetens, 163 nucleotides. The record is from the annotation of a GenBank genome assembly. NCBI's taxonomy places the organism in Eukaryota, Dinophyceae, Suessiales, Symbiodiniaceae.